AGAGCGCCGAGCCCACGGGGCAUAGACAGCCUACCUGCGCAGCACGUCUCUGUCCUCAGCGCGUGACCCUCAGAAAGCUGGUGGGCCAGCGGGGAGCCCAACUCGUUUCUUUUCUUCUGUUUAAAUUAUAAGACCUUGAUUAUGAGUGAUCAAAUCAAAUUCAUUGUGGACAAUCUCAAUAAGGAGCCUUUUAAGAAGAGCUAUAAUUUAAUCACAUUUGAUUCCCUGGAGCCAAUGCAACUAUUACAAGUUCUCAAUGAUGUCCUGGCUGAGAUUGACCCAAAGCAAGUUGUUGAUAUCAGAGAGGAGAUGCCAGAGCAAACAGCCAAACGGAUGUUAAGCCUCCUUGGUAUCCUUAAAUACAAACCUCCAGGAAAUGCCACAGACAUGAGUACCUUUCGUCAGGGUCUGGUGAUUGGAAGUAAACCUGUAAUUUACCCUGUGCUCCACUGGCUUCUUCAGAGGACUAAUGAGCUGAAGAAAAGAGCAUAUUUAGCUCGUUUCUUAAUAAAACUGGAGGUACCAAGUGAGUUUCUUCAGGAUGAAACUGUGGCUGAUACCAAUAAACAGUAUGAAGAGUUGAUGGAAGCCUUUAAAACUUUGCAUAAAGAAUGUGAGCAGCUUAAGACAUCUGGAUUUUCCACAGCAGAAAUAAGAAGGGAUAUCAGUGCAAUGGAGGAAGAAAAGGAUCAGCUCAUUAAGAGAGUUGAACGUUUGAAGAAAAGGGUGGAGACAGUUCAGAAUCAUCAACGGAUGCUUAAAAUAGCAAGACAACUUCGAGUUGAAAAAGAGAGGGAAGAAUUUCUUGCACAACAGAAACAGGAACAAAAGAAUCAGCUAUUUCAUGCAGUGCAGAGACUGCAAAGAGUACAAAACCAGCUGAAAAGUAUGCGCCAUGCGGCAGCAGAUGCAAAGCCUGAAAGUUUAAUGAAGAGACUAGAGGAGGAGAUAAAGUUUAAUUCAUAUAUGGUAACUGAAAAAUUUCCUAAAGAAUUAGAGAACAAGAAAAAAGAAUUGCAUUUUUUACAAAAAGUGGUGUCAGAGCCUGCUAUGGGCCACUCUGAUCUUCUUGAACUUGAAUCUAAAAUAAAUGAAAUAAAUACACAGAUCAAUCAGCUGAUUGAAAAGAAAAUGUUGAGAAAUGAGCCAAUUGAAGGCAAACUCUCACUAUAUAGGCAACAGGCAUCCAUAAUUUCACGUAAAAAAGAAGCAAAAGCUGAGGAACUGCAGGAAACAAAGGAGAAGUUAGCCAGCCUAGAGCGGGAGGUGUCUGUGAAGACAAACCAGGCCCGGGAGUUUGAUGGCACUGAAGUUCUGAAGGGAGAUGAGUUCAAGCGAUAUGUCAGUAAACUUAGAAGCAAGAGUACUGUUUUCAAAAAGAAGCAUCAGAUAAUAGCUGAAUUUAAAGCUGAGUUCGGUCUCUUGCAGAGGACGGAAGAACUCCUUAAACAACGUCUUGAAAAUAUUCAGCAUCAACUGCAAACCAUUGAGGAGAAAAAGGGUAUAUCUGGAUAUAGUUACACCCAGGAAGAGCUGGAGAGAGUGUCUGCACUGAAGAGUGAGGUUGACGAAAUGAAAGGACGGACCCUGGAUGACAUGUCUGAAAUGGUAAGAAAACUGAAUUCACUGGUAUCUGAAAAGAAGUCAGCUCUAGCCCCAGUUAUAAAAGAGCUACGACAACUGCGUCAAAAAUGUCAAGAACUAACCCAGGAGUGUGAUGAAAAGAAAUCCCAGUAUGAUAGCUGUGCAGCAGGCCUCGAAAGCAAUCGGUCCAAAUUGGAACAGGAAGUCAGAGGACUCCGUGAAGAAUGUCUUCAAGAAGAAAGUAAAUACCAUUAUACAAAUUGUAUGAUUAAGAACCUGGAAGUACAACUUCAUCGCGCUGUUGAUGAGAUGAAGGCAUAUGUCUCUUCUGACCAACAAGAAAAAAGAAAGGCAAUUAGGGAACAGUAUACCAAAAAUAUUGCUGAACAAGAAAAUCUUGGAAAGAAACUUCGGGAGAAACAAAAAGCUGUACGAGAAAGUCACGGUCCAAAUAUGAAACAAGUGAAAAUGUGGCGUGAUUUUGAACAAUUGAUGGAAUGUAAGAAACAAUGUUUUCUGAAACAACAAAACCAAACUUCCAUCGGUCAGGUAAUUCAGGAGGGAGGAGAGGACCGGCUGAUACUCUGAAUUCAUGUGUCGACACUCGGGGUUUUAGCUGACACGACUUCUAUAAGCAUACUCCCGUGGUGUAUUUCUUUUCUUGAAAGUGGUUUGUGCAACAUUUUGCUUUCAGAUUAGCCAUUCCCUAUUAAGCUUUUUUGGAAAAUAAUGUUAAGACAACAACAGAUUUAGGUUUUAAAGUUUUUAAUAUGAAAAAAAGGCUUUUAUUUUUGCUUAGUUUAGACAUCAGGGGAGUCUUCUGAGUUUUAUGAGAUGGGAGAUGAAGUUUACUAUAUGUAAAUGUAAACAUAUGUCCAUUAAGAAACAUGUAGUUUUUUUUAAAUGUAGUAACCCAAUGGCUUAAUGUUUUUCUUAAUCUGUUUUUAACUUUAGAAGAAUCUUUUAGGAACUAAUAUCUCUUGUUUUGAAGAAACAUUUAUCUGAAGUUCAGCAAUUCCUACAGUUUCACUUCAGUUUCUUUUUCUUCUGUCAAAUUCAAGAAAAUUUAAUAUUUUGAAUAACAUUCGUAUUACUUAAAGGCAAUAAAACUUGGUGUACAUAUCAUGGCUAUUUAUUUAAAAAUUAAUAUAGUUGUGUCAAAAUUUAUUUUUUAAGUAACAGUUAUAGUAUGUAUUAAGUUUAAGGAUUAUCACUUAUUUUCAUCAAAAAUCUAAAAUAGUACUUAGGUCUUGGGAACUGUUAUUUUAAAUAUAAAAAAUGUCACAGAAUACAGAUGUUAUCAUGUGCUAAAAAGUUAGCACAGGAUUCCAAGUGAAAUUCUAGUCUCUGCUUCAUCUAGACAAGGUAUUUGAAGAUUCCUUUGAUUUUUGCUUAAAUAAAGAUAUUAAAUUUAUAUGC
Messenger RNA from Myotis lucifugus (little brown bat), 3003 nucleotides. It is a transcript of the gene IFT81, whose product is annotated as intraflagellar transport 81. NCBI's taxonomy places the organism in Eukaryota, Metazoa, Chordata, Mammalia, Chiroptera, Vespertilionidae. The transcript has 19 exons. Gene Ontology annotation, biological process: intraciliary transport; cilium assembly. Bases 142 to 2172 code for a protein of 676 amino acids. Gene Ontology annotation, molecular function: tubulin binding. Gene Ontology annotation, cellular component: cilium; intraciliary transport particle B; centrosome. The record is from RefSeq and is a predicted model, not a curated record.